AUGACCACAGGAUCACUAUCUCGGCGAGNAUCAGAACCAACGCUGACUCAAGAAGAAUUGGAUCACAUAGCUUAUAUUCAGAAGCUUGCUGAAGAAACAUCACUCGCAGUUCAGCCACCCUCUCGUCCAGCGCCUCCUUCCGCAGUCGUUGAUGAACACAUGGUAAUGUCAGAUAAAGAUGCUAAAUUUUCGCGUUCUGCCGUCGACUUAGGCUCUGAAGAAGAGACUGAGUCAACCUCGGGAGCAGAUCCAGAGGUGCCAUCUGAUACCGAUUCUCCUCUCUCUGAAUAUGAGCGUCCUUCCCUACUGCUGGAGGAAAAGGAAGGUCAUCCUUCGAUGUCUGUUUUGAAUCAAGUCGAAAAAUAUGAAACAUCAUAUAAGCUUGCGUUACGCAGGCCAUCUACUCCAUCUUGGACAGCUGACGAGGCGAAUAUCGUAGGAGUGGGGAGUGGCUCAGCGCAUGAAAAAAAUGAAGCGGCUCUCUCAGGUCACUCCGAUUAUGAAAUCAAACCGGUUCCACACCCGCUUCUGGAAUCACAGCAGCAACAGAUUGACGUAGAAGGGGCUGUCAGAACGGAAGACGAGCUCUUUCCACAGAAGUUCUCGUAUUUGCCAACCACUCAUGUCGGCGGUGGUUUCAAAGAUAGUCAUCAAGAGGAUUCCCUUCGGAGUGGAGACUAUCGCGGUCUGGACACAUCACAAGUAUCGACUGAUAGGAAACUGCCUCCGAAAGAAUUUGAUCCGCAAGCAGCUUCUUCUCAGAGUGAGUUUUCAGUUCGUACGACCGUCAAGAGCCUCAUCUCGAAAGACUCUCCUAUUGAAGCACACGAUGUGGCUUGUCAUGCACUUCAACUAAAAUCGGGAGAAGCACAAACAGCUCCACUGGCUGAGCCUUAUUCCACUCCCGCCCACUACGAUGUUGACAGGCAACAUCCAAGUCCUGAGGGACGUACUUCAUCAGUAUCUCGGGUUGAAAUGUCCCCUGAAGAGCGUUCACGUGAUGGAGGACCCCUGGAAGAUUCUUGUACUGACGAUUCCUUCCACUACCAGUCGAAAAUGUACGACAGGACCAUAUCGAAUAGCAGCUCUUAUUCCUCACAUGGAUCAACGAGGCAGGUUGCUGCAGAAGGUUCGGGAACAAAUAAUCGCGACCAGAAUAUUGCACCCAGAGAGAAUACACAGAGUUUAGAAGAAACUUCUCAGGGUUCUGGAGAAUCUUCGCGGGGUGCUUCUCAGUCUUCUCGAGGUGAAUCUCGCACAAGCGCUAAGUUUUACAACAGCUCUGAGCUUCCAGAUGGUGGCUCUGGUCAAACUGAUGAAAAUAGGAAAUCAAGAUUCCGAAGACGAUAUACAAGUACAGGCGCUGUCAGUGACUCUGAAAAAAGACGUGAUUUGAGCAGAAGUACGUCUGUAAACUAUACGUCGAAUUUGUCGCGAACAUUAUCAAGGCAAACGUCAUUUAUGUCCACUGAUCAGAAUGGACGAGACAGUUCCUCAGGAGGUAGGAAUAACCCUGCAACCUCCGAGCGUGGAUCUAACGUUCGGGUUAUCUAUACGGAUCAUUCACUGCGUGCAUCACAGUCGUCUCAUCCAGACAGUCCAACGACUUCCAUUUCACGAGAGUACAUGCCUGUAGAAGGCCUUCAUGAUAACGAGAAUUUAGAAUCCACUCCAAAACUGUCGUCAGCCAUCGGCGUGACCGUUGACGCUAUCGAUUCACCAAGUGGCAGAGUCUUUCAUAGAUCGCUUAGUGAAGUGGUCCAGGAGGAAAAUGGUCCCCAACCAUCGGACACCAUUCGGUUUUCGCUGAGUUCUAGUUGCGUUGCCAAUAUCUGCUCUCAUCAUCAUGCCUUCCUCAACGCUUAUGAGCUUUGUGAACAGCAUAGCUUCACGGAUAGCAGAGAUUUAUUGUGUAAUGUGGACUUCCUGUGUCGUCUAAACUUUGCUGCACAUCGACUUACUGAAGACAUUGCCGAUGAAGCUGAGCGUGAUCUGAGAAUGUAUUUCCGAGCUCUGGCUAAUCCUCGAGCACGCUACUUCACCGAUAGCUCACUGCCUCGUCAUUCAACGUCAGUGUCAAGUUUCGACGACGACCAAACCAACGGAGUCGCCUUCACAGUCGAGCCGGCUCCAAAGGACGUACCAACGUUAGGUUUGUUCUCAUCGUUGUUCUCAAGGAGACCGAGUUUUGUCAGGGAACGUGCACGACCUUCCAUCCCAUCUGUCGCAUUACCGUUUGACUCAACAAUGGAUACAAAGUCCAGAAGGCUUUCUGAAGAUCGUAGUGGAGACAUUUUGAAUCUUUUGAGAAGGUCAUCUGGUGUCGAAUCACGGGCAUCUACUAGUAGUCCGAUCAAGCUUCCAGAUCAUGCUUUGGAUGGUUUAUCUCAAACCGAGUUGGAGCACGUUAUGGCUGUGUUGAACAAAUCAAACAGAAGUCUUUCGCCGAGUUUGUCGAGGAGGAACUCAUCAGCUCUUCAAAUGUUGCCCGACAUGGAAAAUCUAUCGGAUGCCGAACGACAACACAUUCAACAUGUUCUGGAGAAAGCCGAACAUCGCACUCCCUAUAUGAUUACAGUACCGUUGUCACAUCAGCUAACUGCGCGUACCGAAUCGUUCCAAUCGUCUGAGGGCAUCUCGAUCGCUGUCUCGCGAAAUUCACUGGACGAUGGCUAUGAUACUCAAAUUCGUAACAUUGAUGAUGCCAUUCGAAAAAUGGAGCAACGAGCGGAAUCCGAGCAGAACUCUGAAAGUCCGCCUCAGGACUCGUCAAAGCCUUCGAAGACCGAAGAAGUCCAGGAAGCGCUUGACGUGACAUCCGCGGCCACGAGAGAAAUAGAGGCGGCUAAAGUUGCGCGUUCAGAAGAUAUCAAGGAAGCUCUCUCACCACAGGCUGUGUCCCCGUCACCUUCAGCUGGGGGCUUCGGCUCUCUGCUUAGGAGAGCAAGCUCAGCACUCUUUUCCGCGACAGAUAUCUGGGGCAAAGAACCGUCUCAUGCAGCUGAGACCAAAUCGCCAGCUCCUUCGAUGGCAACACCUUCGACUACGUUGAACAUGCAAGAAAUCGAACACAUUGAGAAAGUGGCGAAGCUGGCUGAGCAACACAAAGAUGACGGUCGUUCUAUUUAUGCAACCACCGUGAGUAGCCUUCCGUCUUCGGCAGUGGAAACUGCUGCCAAGCCAUAUUCGAAACCUGAGGAGUCUGAGCCAAAAGUAGGUCCAAAAUUGACCCAAGAAGAAAAGCAUGCUGGCGCCAAGCUCACACAGGAAGAACUAGACCACAUUAAGCGCGUCACUGAAAUGGCCAUGCAGGGCGAGAGUUUAUAUGAAGCAAAACGUCCUGUUCAACCAAGAGAUUCUGCUCGCGACGCCCCUGAAAAUCGAGACAUGCCAGCAAAGAAACGCGAUGCCGGGUCUGUUAGUUCUCCUUCUGGUUCAUUGCUCUCCACCGAUGAGCAGCAAGGACGUCGCUCUGUCUCCAGCCUUUCUCCUUCAUCUUCUUUCAUGUUCUCGGUGAAAGGUUUUUCUGGAUUCGGAUUGCAGUCCUUGAAAAAUGUCAUAUAUGGAGCCGAAGAAGCAAAAAGCCCUGUCCAAGAAGGAGAUGUAGACGAUAGUUUCAAAGUUUCUGGAGAACAGCAGGUCGCAGUUUCAGCAGAAAGUGUUCAGACCGGUACCUCUUCAUCGAAAGAGUCCGUAGCUGCUCAACGAAUGGACCUGGACAAGAUAGAGAGGGAGUCCGAGAUAGCUGUAGAUAAGCAGGCAUCUCCUACGCAAAAUGCUUCUAUGCUCACUCAGGAGGAACUUGAUCACAUUAACAGAAUCACACAGAUGGCUAUGGAGCAAGAAAGAAAACAAUAUGAGGAACAACCACGAACUCCACCCGUGACAUCCUCCAUAUUCGGCGCCAAGUCCCUGACCGGGUUCGGGCUCAAAGCCUUCAAAGGAGUGAUGCAGAAAGCAGAAGGAGCGCGAACUGCAAUCGAAGAUUUAGCUACGAGGCAAGAAACUCAACUAGCACCUUCCAGCUCUCAUGCAGAGCUUACCCAAGAAGAGCUUGAUCACAUUAAUAGAGUCAACCAAAUGGCGGCAGAAGGUGGAUCAAUGCAAGGCAACCAACCCCCAUCACGUCCAUCUCUUGGGCAGGCACCUAAACAAGAAGAGCUAACACAAGAGGAGCUUGACCACAUCAACAAAAUUACACAGAUGGCGAUGGAGGGUGAUGACAGGCGGGAUGUUCAUCAGUUACCUCUUACUCGCAAGCAGGAACCAGUCCAGUUAUCCAAGGAAGAACUGGAACAUAUCAAUAGGAUUAACGAAUUGGCAGCAAGAGAAGAAGGAAGGCCUGGACCCGAUCAACGGCCUCCAGUGAUGCCCCUUUCUCAUGAUCAAACGGAACGAGUGAAAGUGGGGAAGAAGCUGGAACAUGCAGUUGAGCAACAACUUCCCUCGGAUUCAGUUGAACAAAUGGAAGAACGUCAACCUUCUUCCUCUAUGUUUGAUGCAAAGUCCAUAACUGGAUUUGGCUUCAAAGCUUUCAGAGGUGUUAUGCAGAAGGCUGAAGGUGCUCGAUCGGCCUUUGAAGAUAUGGCAGCGAAAAAAGAAGUACAUGCUCCACCUCCUGCUUCCCAAGAGAAGCCUGCCCAACUCACUCAGGAAGAACUUGAACACAUCAAGAAGAUUAAUGAAAUGGCAGCGAUGGAGGAAACCUGGCAUGGGCCUAGUCAGCCGUCUAUCGUGACGCCUGCAACCCUUCAUCAACAGGAACGAGAGAAGGAAGGUAUCUUCGAAGAUCUGACGAAAGAAGAAGACGUCCGCCCUUUGCCUCCUCCUUCUCAAGUAGAACCACCUCAGCUGACCCAGGAGGAACUCGAUCACAUCAGUAGAAUCGCUCAGAUGGCUUCGGACGAAGAUCGACAUACUUCUUCUGUGCUUCAACCGCCUGUGAAAGAUUCGAAGGAAGAACUUCCAUCCACUCCAUCCAGUAGCUCAGCUCAUAUCUUCGACACGAGCCCGUUCACUGGAUUCGGUAUGAAAGCCUUCAAAGGAGUAAUGCAAAAGGCUGAUGGAGCCCGGGCAGCUUUGGAGGAUUUGACAAAGAUCAAGGAAGCCCCUUCUCCUUCUGUCGUUCCGAAACAGAAGCUAGCCGUACUCACCCAAGAAGAGCUUGACCAUAUCAAUAAAAUCAACGAGAUGGCCGAGAUGGCGCUACAGGAAGAAACCAGACAGCCAUCUCGUUCGCCGCCCCCAGCUGUUCCAAGUGAACCUCCGGAGCUUACGCAAGAAGAGUUGGACCAUAUUAACAGAGUUGCUCAAAUGGCAAUGGAAGAGGAUGUCAGGCUGGGUGGUCGUGAAGAUUAUAGCGAGGAAUCCGAACAUACAGACGGAGCAGAUGAAAGUGAAUACGUAUCAGACGAGCAGUCGACAGAGCCUCAAACACCGGAGGCUGUGGAGAAGUCUCAACCACGUUCAUCAAUUUUCGACUCUUCGACAUUCAGUACUAAGUCUUUGACUGGAUUCGGUCUCAGUGCUCUUAAAGGAGUCAUGCAGAAGGCUGAAGAAGCUCGAACAGCACUUGAAGAUAUAGGAUUGAAACCUGAUGAUCGUCUACCACCGCCCGUCUCCGAAAAAAUCCCCUCCCAGUUAACCCAGGAAGAGUUAGAGCAUAUUGAGAAAAUUAACCGGAUGGCCAUGGAGGACGAACAAAGACAGGAAGUUCAGCUGCAACCUUCUGCUUCGCUAGGCGGACUUCCUGAUCUUACUAAAGAAGAGUUAGACCACAUCAACAGAAUCGCUCAGAUGGCAGCUGAAGAAGAAAGCAAAGGGCCAGUCCUUCAGACUAUUCCAAUUCCUCAAGAACAACCUGCUCCGCUCACUCAGGAAGAACUCGACCACAUCAACAAAAUCAAUCAAAUGGCAAUGGAACUGGGUGGACCAGAUGACAGCGAAGGCUCACCCCAGCUUCAGCCGUAUCCUUCGCCUCUGGGCAAAGCUGAGAGAGAAGCUUUAUCUACUGCACCUCGUUCUACAGCUCCUCUUUUCGAUAGCAAAGCUUUCAGUGGAUUCGGUCUAAAGGCAUUCAAAGGAGUAAUGCAAAAAGCGGAAGAAGCUAAAGCGGCAUUCGAAGGUUUAACUGAAGUUUCAGAAGAACCCAAACGAUCGGAGGAAGUGCAGCCAGCGGACAUGGAUCAAUCCGAAACCCGUUCCGGAGGCUCUGCAGAAUCUCUCACAGAAGGUGAAGAUACUGUUUCGAUUGGAGAAGAAGCGCUAGAGAGCGAGACUGAGCUGGAUGCCUUCGAUGGUGUUGAACCACGAAAGGAGCCUCAGCCAAGUUCAACCCCCUCUUCUGCGCCUUCAAUGAAAUCGUUUACUGGAUUUGGUUUCAAAUCGCUCAAAGACGUGAUGCAAAAGGCCGGAGAGGUCAAAGACGCCAUCGGAGAUGCGGCCAGUGCGGUAUCCAAAGGCCCACUGAUACCGGGGGUUGGUCGACCAACUAUCCAACAGGAUGAUGAUUCGAGUCGUCGUUCGGGUAAAACUACCCACGAGCCUGAGCGUGAGCUAAGAGAAGAGGAGGACCAACUCUCUGAUGUCACUGAGAAAGCCGAUACCAGUUCGUCCAGAGCUCAAAGUGAAGUUGACGCGACUAGUCGGCGAUCAUCUUCCGCAUCUUCACUCAUCAACGCCAAAGCUUUUACUGGAUUCGGUUUCAAAGCAUUUAAAGACAUUAUGCAGCAAGCAGAGGAGACAAAGACUGCGCUCGAACAGAUGACGACGAAAAAAGCACCCAUGGAAGCGUCACGACCAGUUGAUGAUUCUUUGCAUAUUGAUAGUGAACCACAACUCACCCAAGAAGAGUUAGACCACAUAAACAGGAUCAAUCAGAUGGCAAUGGAAGACGAGUUCAGGCCACAGGAUCAGCUACCAUCGGCAGAUAUCACAGGGAAGUCAUCGGAGCUAACUCAGGAAGAGCUUGAUCACAUCAACAGGAUCACACAGAUGGCGAUGGAAGAAGAUGCUCAGCGCGAUGCCUUUCCAUCACCUCUUGGUCCUUUAGUAGGACCGGCACAGCUCACUCAGGAAGAGAUGGGUCACCUCAGCCAAAAAGCUCGAAUGGCCUUGGAAGAAGUGGUCAGUCAAGAAAUUUCUCAAGCAUCUCGCGGGAGAAUCAUGCAUGAGGAACAACCGAUCGUUACCGAAGGGAGCACGGAUUUCACAAAGCCUUAUGUGCCCGCUUCUCCUUCAGUAAAACCUCCCGAGAAGAUGGCCGAGAAACCGGCUGCAUUCACAACAGCGACCUCAUUAUUCAACACUAAAUCUCUUACUGGUUUCGGCCUUAAAGCCUUCAAGGGAGUCAUGCAGAAAGCUGAUGACGCCCGAACGGCUCUCGAAGAUCUAGGGAUGAAGCAAGAAGUUCGCCCACCUCCGACAGCCGUUCAUGAAAAACCUGCAGAGCUUACCCAGGAAGAGUUAGACCAUAUUAAUAGAAUCAAUCAAAUGGCCAUGGAACAGGAGAAAAGGGAAGACAGGCAGCUUCCACCUGCAACCACCGCACUUACCCAGGAAGAGCUCGACCACAUUAACAGAAUAAACCAGAUGGCUAUGGAAGAUGAAGAGAGGGGAGCUACCAAGCCUCCUCUAGCAAUUUCGCCAGAAAGACCUGCUGAACUCACUCAAGAGGAGCUCGACCAUAUCAACAGAAUUAAUCAAAUGGCCAUGGAAGAGGAAGAUAGAAAAGCUACUCAUCUCCCACCUGCUGUUCUGCCAGAAAGUGCAAUUGAACUCAUUCAAGAGGAGGAGCUUGACUAUGAAAGCAGGCUUCUCGAGAUGAUGAAGGAAGGGCAGACUGAGCAGGAGGAUGUUAUUGCCUCAGUUCCGGUUGACGAACUUCUAUCCCCAGAUCGCGAACAAAUAAGUAGAGGUAUUCGUGAAGAGGAUGAGAAGCCAUAUGAUGAUCAACUGUCUCCUGUGAGUAGCACUGCUUCACGACAAGAUGUACAGAGCGGAAUGAGAAGAAGAUCAAGUGGGUUCGACGUCCGCUCGAUUCCUGAAAUGGUCACCAAGCCGAAUCUGAGCCAAUGGUACGACGAGCAGCUGUCCUUCAUGAAGGAGUCCAUCGCCGAUGAGGAAGAAGAGUAUCGUCUCAGCGAAGGAGAGCGAGAAAAAUCUCCAGUUGCCGAAGAUCGAUUCGCUGAAGAUGUCCACGACAACGAGCCCGAGGUCCCUGCACUACCUAGUCCUGCACAGGUUCCAUCAGUGUCUGCGAUCGAAUCUACAGAAGAAUUCCAUGAAAGUCCUGUAUCAGCUCCGUCAUCGAUCGUUGCGAGGGGCAGGACUGAGGCUGGCAUCGAUCGCACGUCUUCUGCUGCAGCUGCUACUGGUGGCAUGCUGGACUCCAGCCAGGGAGGCCGAUUUCGUCUCUCUGGCCUCGGAAAGUUCGCCUCCGGUGCUCUUGGGAAGGCAAAACAAGCAGCUGCCGAAAUCGCCCAAAAUGUGCCUUCCACCACUAAACUCACGGCCGAGGUCUAUAGUGACGGCACACGAUUUCCUGUGGCUGGCAAUUGCAAAUAUUGGCUUAGUCCGUUUUUCCUGAAGAUAAAUCGCCUUUCGGACAAGUCUGACAGCAUGAAGCAAUUGACUUACAGCCUAAGAUUAAAGAAAUUGAAUCUGAAGACUAUUGGUCUCAGAGAACGGCCAAUACUUCCACUGAAAUAUGUGUGCUAG
Haemonchus placei is the source of this 8718-nucleotide messenger RNA. NCBI's taxonomy places the organism in Eukaryota, Metazoa, Nematoda, Chromadorea, Rhabditida, Trichostrongylidae. The record is from the annotation of a GenBank genome assembly.